Strigops habroptila (Kakapo) is the source of this 5182-nucleotide messenger RNA. It is a transcript of the gene DENND3, whose product is annotated as DENN domain containing 3. NCBI's taxonomy places the organism in Eukaryota, Metazoa, Chordata, Aves, Psittaciformes, Psittacidae. Gene Ontology annotation, cellular component: cytoplasmic vesicle. The record is from RefSeq and is a predicted model, not a curated record. Gene Ontology annotation, molecular function: protein binding. The transcript has 23 exons. Gene Ontology annotation, biological process: regulation of Rab protein signal transduction. Bases 99 to 3908 code for a protein of 1269 amino acids.
GGGAGGGAGCGGGCGCGGGGCGGGACCGGCCCCGGGGAAGGAGCCGCCGCUGCUGCCACUGCCACCCGGUGUCCGGCCCGCCCCGGCCCCGCUGUGCCAUGGAGGACGUGCUGCCCUCGGGCCUGCUGGAGGUCUGCCUGCUGGUCGGCGUGCCCAGGGAGCGGGUGCGGGCGCUCCUCCAGGGUACUCAGAGGAAACCCAAAAGUCUUCCUCCCCUUGAUCCCGAAGUGCUUUCUGUAUUUGUGCCUCCAUUUAUCAGCAGAGAUGAUACUCAGGUGAUGAAUGCUGGUAAUAACUUGAAUAAAACUAAACGCCGGUCUUUCCGAAAGAAGAAAGAAAGACCAAAGGUUGAAAACAUCAAGAGCCUCCAUGUGGAGCAGAAAGCACCUGACACUGAGGAUGUUACAGUUCCAAAGGACAUUGAUCUUCUUGGUUUGCCUCAGCUGUGCUUCCCAGGAGGACUUUAUAUAACUUCUGAAUCAAAAGAGGACCACAUUCAUUUCCUGGUCUUCACAGAUGUCUGUGGUAACAGAACAUACGGUGUUGUUGCACAGUACUCCCAGCCUCUGCAAGAUGGCUCCAUCUCCUUGAAUGGACAGGCCCAUUGGGAAUCUGCACAGACUGGGAAGAUGCCUGUCUGUUUUGUACCAUUUGCUGUUUGUGUUAUAUCCAGAUAUCCAUAUUUUCAUGCUCUCAAGGAUUGCCUCUCUUGCUUGCUCGUGCAGCUGCGGCCUCUUAAGGAUUUGGAUGUUGAGGAGCACAUCAAAGAAUUUGCAGCAAAGUUGUUUUUAAUCCCCAGCCCACCACCAGGACCACUCCACUUGGUAUUUAAUAUGAAACCACUUCAGAUAAUAAUUCCUUCACGAGAGGAUCCGGACAGUCCAAUUAUUGACUUGGAUCUUCAUCUUCCAUUGCUGUGUUUCAGGCCCGAGCAGGUGCUGCAGAUUAUGACCUGUAUCUUGACUGAGCAGAGGAUAGUUUUCUUCUCCUCUGACUGGGCUCUGCUGACACUCGUUGCUGAAUGCUUCAUGUUGUACCUUCACCCUCUUCAGUGGCAACACACUUUUGUGCCUCUUCUGUCUCGACAAAUGCUGGAUUUUGUCAUGGCCCCAACAUCUUUUCUUAUGGGAUGUCAUAUUGACCAUUUUGAAGAAGUUAGCAUGGAAACUGAAGAUUUAAUUCUAAUUAAUAUAGAUAAUGGAGAUAUUACACACUCCAAAAUGACUGAAGAGGAACCUGAAAUUCCAGAUGUUCCAGCACAAGCAGCAGAAACUUUCAUAAAGAGGGUGGAGAGUCUCCAGCUGCAUUAUGAUCUAGAGCUCUGCCACCUCCAAGCCAGCACAGAUCUUGGUGAGCUCCAAACACGUAGAAGGGUUUGGCAACAGAAACUGAAUGCAGAGGUUCAGCAAACAGCUUUGCAGUUAAUUGUUAAUAUCUUCAGGGAGGUAAAAGACCAUCUAAAUUAUGAACACAGAGUGUUCAACAGUGAAGAAUUCCUGAAAACAAGGGCAAUUGGAGACCAGCCAUUCUACAGAAAGGUCUUAGAGACCUACAUGUUUCACUCUUUUCUUAAAGCUCGUCUCAACAGAAAGAUGGAUGCUUUCGCUCGAAUGGACUUGAGCACCCAGUCUGAAGAGGACAGAUUAAACUUGAUGUUUCAUACUCCGAGAAGACUGACUAUGGAGAAAAUGGCUUUGAAACGAUUCAACCCGCAGUACAUGGUGAGCAGGCGGAUGGUGAUCAGUAUGCCUGAUCUGCAGGAGAUCAAGCUGCCAGAAGCCCCUACCAGAAAAUCCUCGCUUCGAAGACUAGAAACAGGAGUUGCUGUGAGAAUGCCCUCCAGAUCAGUCAGUACAUUCAAAAUCCCAGAAAUCCACUUUCCUCUGAUCUUCCAGUGUGUUCACUCCUACUACACAGACUUCUAUAACCACCUCAGCAAAGCUAUAAACACCUUACCACCUGAUAACUCCGCACUGCUAGCACGGUACUUCUACCUCCGGGGACUUAUCAGCUUGAUGCAAGGGAAACUACUAAAUGCACUUUCUGACUUUCAGAACUUAGAUAAAACAGACUUAAGAAUUUUCCCUACUGAUCUUGUAAGGAAAAUAGUGGAAACCAUGGCUCCUGCUGAGCGCUUGCAAGCGGACCGCAAGCCCGAGCUCAAGAAACUCAUAAGUCGAGUGAUGGAAAACCAAAGAGAAAUUAUGAAAAUAGAUGACCAUGUAAAAAACUUUGAGUUGCCAAAAACCCACAUGCAACUGGAUGACUUUGUGAGGCGGAUCCAGGAAUCUGGGAUUGUCAAAGACAUAGACACUAUCCAUCGGUUAUUUGAUGCCCUAACAGUAGGCCAUCAGAAACAAAUUGACCCUGAAACAUUCAGAGAUUUCUACAACUACUGGAAAGAAACUGAAGCAGAAGCUCAAGAGGUGAAUCUGCCACCAACAGUAAUAGAGCAUCUAGAUAAAAAUGAAUGUGUCUACAAGUUAUCCUGCUCAGUUAAAACUAACUAUGGUGUAGGAAAAAUAGCUCUGACCCAGAAGCGCUUGUUCCUUCUGACUGAGGGAGGACGUCCUGGCUAUGUCCAGAUUGCUGCUUUCAGGGAUAUUGAGGAUGUGAAGAGCACGACUGUAGCUUUCCUUCUUUUGAGAAUACCCACCCUAAGGAUUAAAACAUUAUCUAAAAAAGAAGUCUUUGAAGCUAACCUGAAAACUGAGUGUGAUCUCUGGUACCUGAUAGUGAAAGAGAUGUGGGCUGGAAAGAAGAUGGCAGAUGAUCACAAGGAUCCUCAAUAUAUUCAGCAAGCGCUGACAAACGUUCUCCUGAUGGAUGCUGUGGUUGGCGCCCUGCAGUCCUCCAAAACCAUAUAUGCAGCCUCUAAACUGUCUUACUUUGACAGGAUGAAAAAUGAAGUGCCUAUGAUGGUCCCCAAAACAACUUCAGAGACAUUAAAGCACAAGAUCAACCCCUCAGCUGGUGAGACAUUUCCACAGGCAAUUGACGUCUUGCUUUAUACACCAGGGCAUCUUGACCCUUCAGAAAGACCUGGCAAUGCUCAUCCAAAACUGUGGUGUGCUUUAAGUGAGGGGAAAGUGGUGGUCUUCGAUGCAUCUACCUGGUCUAUUCAACAGCACUGCUUCAAAAUGGGACGCUCGAAACUGACUUGUAUGAUCAUGGUGGAACAGAGUCAAGUGUGGAUUGGGUCUCAAGACUCCAAUAUUUAUAUCAUCAACACCCACAGUAUGUCUUGUAAUAAGCAACUAAAUGAUCAUCGUUCUGAUGUUACAGACAUCAUUGUGGACAAGAAGAAUGGAAUACCCAGUGAAGCGUACUCAAGCAGUUUAGAUGGAACAGUGAUUGCUUGGAACAUCAGCACUCUGAAAGUUAACCGUGUCUUCCAGCUGCCCUGCCAAAAUCUCACUUCUGUCAAGCUUCAUAAUGACCAACUGUGGUGCUGUACUGGAAGUUGCAUACUCGUAGUGUCAACUCAUGAAUUUCAACUACAGCUGAAAAUUGAGCAUCACCUGAAGGAUGUGUGUUCCUACUUCCUCUGCUUCCAGCUCUUUCCCGAGAGAUAUGAAGUGUGGGCAUCUUACUCAGGGAGUAGUGACCUUUAUGUUUGGAACACCAAAGACUUCUCACGUCCACCUCAAAAGAUUCAUCUUCAGGAUUGCUCUGAGAUCACUUGUAUGAUAAGAGUUAAAAAUCAGGUGUGGGUUGGCAGCAGUGCAAGGCUGCAGGGCAAAAGCAAAGGGAAGAUCUAUGUGAUAUGUGCUGAGAAGAAGAGUGUGGAGAAGGAGCUGGUUGGGCACGCUGACACGGUGAGGGCGCUGUGCUCAGCAGAGGACAGAUACGUCCUCAGCGGCUCUGGAAGGGAAGAAGGGAAGAUUGCCAUUUGGAAAGCUGAGUAGUGAAGCUAUCCCAAAUCCAUCUACCCGUGCUGGAAGAAGGGGAGACCUCAAGCUGUGUUUGUUCCAGCAUUUUGCAUGUAUUUCAACCCAUUGUCAGUGUUACUGCUUUAUAUUUAUUGAGUUGUUUUAGUCCCUACACUGCUGUAGGAAAUGACAGUAGAAUCUCUGCUCACACCUUGUACUGCUCCUGCACGUUGGAUAAAGAAAGGGAAAUGCAAAGAGAGGGGUGUCUGGCUUUAACCUUGACCUGUGGUGCUGCGAAGGGUCAGGGUUAGAGGCCAGACUCAGUAAUUCCACUGGAGCUCUUCCUGGGCUGUGCAUGGGGUGCCUAAAAACUGGGAUUCAAUAGUGUCUUUACAGCCUGGGAUAGCUGGAAAUGGUCCCUGAAACGAGAAAAACCAGGUGUGUUUGCUGGAUUUAUGGAGCUAUUGUAAAUACUGAGUAUCCUUUUGAACCAGCAGCCGGAUGGAGCAGGGAAGAGUGUCCAUUACCCCUGUGUGUGUGUGUAUGGUGAUGUAUUUGACAUGUAGACACUGACAGGCUUUUCCUAACAGCACUGCAAGCUCCCUGCUGCUGAAACAAGAUACUGGGAUGCUCCCAGUGACUGUUUUAAACUUGAUUUUCCUUUAAAAACAACUCGCAGCACUUGGCAUUUGUAACAGUUUGUGAAACUGGGUCUUAUGUUUCAUCUGAAGCACUUAUUUAUUUAAUUUCCAUGUAUAUUAUAUAUUAUACUUGCUUUUGGAAGCAACCCUUCGGUCAGUGUGCAAAGAACCCUCUGCCACUCCUCCCUUUGGUUCCUGUCAUCAGAGGAACUGCUGCUACUUUGUGUAGAACCCCCAGAGUCCUCAAACUACUCCUUAGUUACUAAAACAAGCAUCAUCCCAUUGCAGCCUACGGGAUCCUGAGCAGCAUUCCCGAAUCACUUCCUGGUGUACAUGGUUUUUUCCAUUCUGCUUUCUUGACCAUUCCUGACCAUUACCCACAAGUAAACCAAUGCAGAAGAGUUUUAUGUGUAUUAUCAGUGCUGAGUAAAGUGGGAUACAAUAUUUAAGGUGGUGUAAAUAGAAGGAACAAAUGGGCUACUUCUGUUCAUAGGGAUGAACCAGGGCAGGCCUACUACAGGUGUAAACUACUGGAAAUACUCUGUGUAAAGUUUGAACUCUUCUAAUGUCCUGAUAAAAAGGUUUUAGCAUAUGAUGAUAACUGAAGUUUGAUGUGUUUAGUCUUUUUAUUUUCAAUGUAAGAACAUUAAACACUAUAUUGAUCCUGUA